GGAAGUUGGGAAGUCUUACGUACUCUUCCGUCGGCAAGAACACUAGUCUACAGUUUUGAGGAGGAAAGGACGCAGUCUGUCACGUUUCAGCAGCCUCCAAAGCUCUCUCUCUCUCGCUCCCUCUCUCUAUUCCACGUCGCGAGGUAUUUCGAGCAAGAUGGUGAUCAAAGUUUACAUCGCGUCGUCAUCCGGAUCAACCUCAAUCAAGAAACAGCAACAGGAUGUCAUGGGGUUCCUGGCAGCCAAUAAGAUCGAUUUUGAGGAAUGUGACAUUGCAGCCAAUGAAGAGAACAGGAAAUGGAUGCGGGAAAAUGUACCAGUGGAUUCCCGACCAGCCACAGGGAAUCCCCUCCCACCUCAGAUAUUUAACGAGGAGAGAUACUGUGGGAAUUAUGAGGCUUUUUUUGAUGCACGAGAAGAGAAUGCUGUGUAUGCUUUUCUAGGCUUGACUGCUCCACCAGGUUCUAAGGAAGCAGAGGCUCUAGCCAAAAAGGAGCAGCAGUAGCCACAUAAUCUUCAAUUGCCUGAUACUGUUUUGUUUCUAACCUUCUGCUUUCAAUCCUAUAAUUUUACAUUUUCAUAUUACUCAUCAAUCUCCCAUUCAAAUUAGAGAACCCAUUUGGGUGACACCUGCUCCUGUAUAUUACAGACUGUGAGAACGUCUUACAACUGUGGAUAGUGCAAUUGCCUGCAAUCCUCUGUAAAGUUGGAAAAGAAUUCUACUGUCUUUUUAAUUGUAUACAUUUGUAUGGUGGUAUUCAUUCAUGAUGUGCCAUAAAGCAGGUGAAUUAACAGUGGCUGCAUUUUUUCACAGAUUAAAUUGUGAAUUUAUAUUUCAGUUAAAAAGAUGUUCCCUGUUAAAUAAUGUUAAAGGGCUACUGUAGGUAGUAAACAUUUUGUCUCUCUUAGUCAUUAGUGCUUUAGCUUGCUAUUUUGUGUCAGAAGAUAUGUUUGUUUAUGUAUUUCAGUGUUUGAUUUUGGAGACCAUUAAAGGUACACAAAGUAUGAGAAUAUAAAGAUUCAAUGUUGGGUUUAGUUUCAUUUCUUGUACUGAAUUAGUAAUUUCUUAGUAGCUCCCUAAAAAUCAAGCGUAAUGUCGGUAAUAAAUCCUUAGUAUGUCAGUAAUGAAAUUUCAUUAAAGUGUCAUUUAAGGUAAUAAUGUAUGCACCAUUUGUUAAAUGUGAGGUCCCAAUACUAACUAUAUUCAUUGUAAUUAUUAUUGUUCAAGAUAAGUAUUACUUACUGGACCUUUAUCUUAUUCUCAGCUUGUCUUAAUAGUGUACACUUUUUUCUAUUUUAUGAGCAAAUAGAAUAUGCCAAUUUUUUUUGAAGAACUGUAUUAUUGAAGGGGACAGUUCAUUAAAGCAUUGUUUUAAAUAAAAAAAAA
Messenger RNA from Tachysurus vachellii, 1387 nucleotides. It is a transcript of the gene sh3bgrl, whose product is annotated as SH3 domain binding glutamate-rich protein like. The transcript is spliced from 4 exons. The record is from RefSeq and is a predicted model, not a curated record. The coding region runs from base 158 to 505 and encodes 115 amino acids. Gene Ontology annotation, cellular component: cytoplasm. NCBI's taxonomy places the organism in Eukaryota, Metazoa, Chordata, Actinopteri, Siluriformes, Bagridae.